AUGGAGCAAACCACACUCUACACAGAGCACGCUCCUAAGCAAGUGGACACGACCAAGGAGAGACUUGCCCAAGCUGAUGAAGGAACCCAAGCGUUGACAGCUGAUGCGCGGAAGGCGCAGUACGACGCAGACCAGUUGGCUUUGGCUAGGGACCUUGCCCAAAUCGGCACUCUAUACCGGGAGGUAGCCAAAACAGAGAAUGCUAUUCGCACAGAGCGGAUCACACAUCUCAGAGGCCAAAACUGCAUAGGGGCUGCUUUGGUUUCGGACUACAUGCACAACAACAUGUCGGUCCACGCUGGCCCAUGCAAGGAGCAGAUCUCACUUGUUGAGCGGUUCUUGGCGCGAUUCCAUCAUUGCCCGGUGGUGGUUUGGUGCGACCUCAUGAAGUGUGGGCGGCUGACUGGGAGCGAAGUUCAUGACUUCUGCGAGACGUUGUCGACAAUCAUCAAGAAGAAUCCGGCCAAGACUGCGGCCAUUGUAGUGGCUCCUUUUCUCAUCUCGGAGAAGGUUGCUGGCUACAGAGGCGAACUGAGAACGUCACCCUAUGUUUGGAUUCGGCGCUGCAGGAGGUGGGAAGAUAAGUUUGAUGCCAAGGGGUUCAAGCUUGCUGGAGGGAAUGUUUUUGACAGCUGCCAGUUGGUCCAAGACAGGUCCCUCAGCGAUGUCCAAGAGGCAGCUCAACUCCUUGCAGGGGAAGCGCUGCCGGUCAGUUUGCUGUCGUCCCUUUUCGCAAAGUCCAAGAUUGAUUCGGACACCUGUGUGUUGAUCAACUUGACAGCAUAUGACACCCUGACCAAACACUUGACCACCGCGGAGUACGUCGAAAAGGUUUUGGCUUUGGAGUUGAUGGAGGACUGGCUCCCCAAUGUCAGCCAGGAGUGGAAAGCCGGCAACCACAAGACCCUGGGCCAGGUGCGUGCUUACGAGCCCAGACCGCCGCCGUCAACAGGAAAGGAUGUAGACCCGGCCAAAUUCCCUUUACGUUUGGUGCGGCUAGACUAUGACUCGAACCCAUCGGCCAAAGGAUGGCAAAAGUUUAGAAUCAGCAUUCCACCUGCAAUACGUGCCCGGCAUAUUGAAGACCCUGUAUUCGGUGAAGAGUGGAAAUCUUUGCUGAAGGACUUCGACUCAAAGUAUGGUGCCCAAUCUCAGGAGGAUGCAAAGGCGGCCAUGGCCCUGGCAGCCAAGAAGGAAGAGGACGAUGCCAAGGUCCGUGUGGAACCGUGGACCGGGGAACCGGAGAGCAUGGAGCAACUUAUGGAGCGCUACGUCAUUGAAGCAAAAUUUGAUCCUGCCUCUGAUUCGGAUGCCACGAAGUCCAAGAAGGAUCAAGUUCAACCAAAAGAUCAAAGUCAAGUUCUGCCUCAGCCCAAAGCUUUGGAGGAGACAAAGCUGAAACUGAACUUUCCAUCAGAGACUGGUCGUCCGACUGCUGGCACCAAUGCCAAAGAGUCCGAUGAGAACACAGCAAAAGAGGCUGUCAAACCUUCUGAGUCAAAGGAGGAACCUGUCCCGUUGACAGUGGGUCAAUGCUCUGGGAAAACAGACCCAGCGAUGUCAGAGGAAAGAAUCAAGGAACUUCAAGCUGGUGUCAGUGCAGCGAAAACCUGUCAAAAGUCAGAGGCAAAAGAAGAAAAAGCCGCUGCCAAAAAUGCCAAAGAUCAGAAGAAGAUGACUGCAUCAAAAGCAAAGGCAAAGAAUGGAAAGGGUGCAAAGAAGAGAAAGGUACAGGAGGAGGAUGAAGAAUCCAACCCUUUGGAUUCAGAAGAGUCUUUGACCGAUGAGUAUGAAGACCUUCCAAGUGAUGAUGAAGCUUCAAAGGAUGGAAAAGAAGCUGCUGCUGAAUCGAAGGAGAAGGGAGGAAAGCCCGACAAGGAAGAUGGUGCUCGUGGUCCUGCGGGUGGACGCCGCAGAAAAAAGAAUGAAAAGGAACCUGGUUCAAGUUCAACUCCUGAAGGAUCAACGAUCGGUGCGGAAUCCAAACGCAAGCUCGCAGUUGCGGCUGCCCUGGGGAAGGUUGAGAAGGCUGAAGGCAAAAGUCAGGUGACGGGAAAAACUAAUGAGUCCAAGAACAAAAGCCAGGAAGAGAAGAAAGACACAAAGAGGAAAACAAAGACCGAUGAGAAGGUUGAGCGUGGCCUCAAGACAGUUGAGGAAACAGAGAUUGAGGAGAAGACUGAGGAGAAGACCGAGAAAGGCAAGGCGAAAAGGAAGAUGGAAGACAAAGACAAGACUGAGAUUGAGGAGAAGGGCGACAAGGGUCGUGGGAUGAAGACUGUUUCUGAGGUGACCCAAGAAGAGAACAUGAAGAAAGGAAAAGAGAGGAAGCCAACAAAUCAAUCAAACAAGAAAGAUGGCAAGGUUGAGCAUGACCACAAGCCAGCUGAGAAAAAGAAGAUUGAGGAGAAUACCCAGAACGGCAAGGCGAAGGAGAAGAUGGCAAACAAUGACAAGACUGAUUUGUUCGGCUCUGAGAUCGAGGAGGCAGAUGGCAAGGGCGAGGCCAAGAAACAGGCAACAAAGCAAGAAGAGAAGGUCGACAACAAAGAGAAGAAGGCAGAGCAGAGGAAGGAGCCUGAACAGGCAAAGAGAAGCGUCCAGGGUGAAUUCAACAAGAACAAGCGGAGGAAAGUGGCUGAAGAUGGCCACGCUGACAAGGAGAACAACGAGAGCAAGGAGAAGAGGGCGAAAGGGAAGAGAUCAACUCAUUCAAGCCAUGUGGGACACCAAUCAGAGGGAUACUAUUCACCUGUUUCUCACCCUAUAUGGCAACAUAGAAACAAAUUGAAUCUAAUUGGAUAUCAUAGGGCUUCAUAG
This is a messenger RNA of Durusdinium trenchii, 2820 nucleotides long. NCBI's taxonomy places the organism in Eukaryota, Dinophyceae, Suessiales, Symbiodiniaceae. The record is from the annotation of a GenBank genome assembly.